AUGUAUCAAGGCAGCGGCCAGAGACAUGUCUCGGGCAACGACCCGACACGACCCUUCCAAGCUCCCCUUCCCCUUCCCCUUUCCAUCCCCCCACCUCCGCCUCCGAUCGCCCCAGGUCCUCCCAUGAACAACAUAAUGAAUAUCCCUCCGCCGCCCCCGGGACCCCCAAGAUACGCGCCCGCGCCCGGUUCGGCCGCCGGCGUCGUUGUCCCUCCGCCGCCGGGGCCUCCUCCGAUCGGCUCCCUUGGCAAGCAGCAGACGUGGCACGCCAGCUACGGCGGCCGCAUGUACGACGGCCGCCCGGCCAUCAACCUACCGCCGCCUCCGCCGCCGACCCAACAUCCGAUUCAACACACGGCCCUGCCCCCGCCGUACAACCCGAAGCUGCACGCCCAGAUGGCCGCCGUCCAGAGUGCGGGCAUGCCGCCGCCGCCGAGGCCGAGUGACGCCAUGAGCGCGACCUACAUACCCACGGGCGACACCUGGGGCGAGGGCGUCGGCAUCCCCGGCUUCGGCGUCAACGACUCGUCGCCCGGCGGGCGCGCCCACAGUCCGUGGCACAUCGCGAUGGCCCAGAGCGGCAUCGAUGCCAACUUCGCCGCCACCAUGGACGACUCGCUCGCGAGGGACAGACUCUACAUGGCCGCCCAGACGAGAGGCCUGUCCAACGCUUCGAGUGCCGCCACCGGUAGCACGAUACCACCGGACACGGCCGCCCACUGGCCGCUCGACACCGUCCUGGCCUGGCUCGCCCAAAACGGCUUCUCCAAGGACUGGCAGAGCACCUUCAAGGCGCUAAACCUGCACGGCGCCCAGUUUCUCGAGCUUGGCAGCCUCCACGGCGGUCGAGGGAAUUUCGGCAUGAUGCACCAGAAGGUCUACCCGCGCCUGGCACAGGAAUCCACCGCCAGCGGCUCCGGCUGGGACCAACCCCGUGAGCGGGAGGAAGGGAAGCGCAUGCGGCGCCUCAUCCGGGGCAUCGUCACCGGAAAGCCCGUCGAAUUGUCCAAGCUGACGAGCUCCUCCCACGGCCGCAACUACUCCGUCAACCUCGGCCAGGGGAAUAGCCUUCCAAGUGCCGGCACCGAUCCGACAGAUUCUCCCAAUGUGCGUUGUGCGAGCUCGCUCGUGUCGAUGCAUCAACUGACAAUGCGGCAGACCCUCCACAAUCCGUCCGACGCCGCCUUACCCACAGCGUUUGCCGUGACGAGGCACUCUCAGACGCGGGCAACAACCAUGCCCUUGCUCAACAACGGUGCUGUGAGCUCCGAUCCGAGUCAUCGGCUAGCCCUGAUGCAUAUCGACACGGAGCCCAACAUGCGCCUGAGCCCCAUAUCGAGCGACUUCGCCGACGCCGGCCACUGGGGGGCAUCCGGGAAUCCUGACAGCCAGAACGAGGGUUCUGGUUCGCAACCAACUCUAUUCCCGUCGGCGACAACCCCAGCCCUGUCGGCGUCGACCCCCGGAUCGGCAAAGUUUGGACACCUCUCCCGCAGCAGCGUCGACUCGGCGUCAUCCAGCGCUGCCAUCUACGGCUCCGGCGUUCCCCUCGAGGCCGCUGCCAUAAUGGGUCGUGGCUUGACCCUUGGAGAAGUCCUGGCGGCGGGAAGACACCCGGACGGACGGCCAAAGCAAUCGCCGACAGACGCUGGUGAUCGGUCGGCCGGUGCCGAGGGGGCUCCAACAUCCGCCAAGGACUCGAAAAGCUUUCUCAGCUUUCUCUCCCGCAAGAAGCGGCUGAAGGAUGAUGGAUCCUUCCCGUCCCCGGACGACCUUGACUCUCCAGACUCCGCAAUAGCUCUGCCCAAGCCUUUAUCGGUGCCCCAUCGAAGCAUAGGCGGUGGCGACACGCGUCUGGAACGUCCUGCUUCGAGCUAUGGCCCCCAAUACCCGGCCAGCUUCGCUUCCGUGCGAGAGGCGAAGGGGUCCAGUGCCAUGAAGACCUAUGUCCUCGCCACGCUGGAUUUUUGGAACUACCGCAUGUGCGACAUAACGCAGGCGGAAUCGGCCAUCGACAUUCGUCAGGCCAUCUGCGCCAACCUCGGGCUGAUCGGAUCUGGACAUACGACCAUGUAUCUCACGGAACUCGGCAAGUUUGACCAUAGCGAGCCGCUGGAUGAUCAGCAGCUUCUCACCAACAAGCGCGUCAAGGGAGAUUCCGCAGGCUCACUCAAGUUCUUCGUCGCACCUGGCGAGGCUCCCGGUGCACCAACAGGCAGUGGUGUGCUGGCAUCGCUCUCUCCCGGAAACGUACCACCUGAAAUGGACGAGGCAACGUAUGCCAUCCUGAACGGCCGGCAGCGAUCCAGCUCUUCGCCGUCAAAUUCCAAGUCAAAGGCGAUGCUGGGCGACUCGACAGACGGCCAGGGGCGGGAGCAGGAAGCUAGCGAGUACAGAUCGGAGAUUGACCGGAAGCAGCGCGAGUAUCUUGCCAAGCGAAAACAGGCUCAUAAGAAGGAACACCCGUCCUCCCCGGAGCUCACGGGGCCUUAUGGAAUCGUCGGCCGAAACGUGGACUUUGACCAGCCCAGAGAUUCACCUUUCGAAGACAAGCGGCCGGAUCAGCUCUUCCCGCAGAGAAAGCCUCCAGCGCCCCCGAGCGAUCCGUCCGCGACUCUCAUCAAGGCCAACUCUCUGAGCAGAAGGCCAGGGCAAAACUCGCGCGCCGCCUCGAGCGCAAGCGUCGAAAGCAUCCUCUCAUCGAGGCGACCUUCCACUGCUGCUGGGACGGUCGAGAGCGAGGCCAUCGAUGGCAAGAAGAAGGCCAAGUACGCCGCACAGAUGACCGGCCCCGCCGGUGGCAUCGGCGCUGCCUUGGUCGGCAUGGGUAGGAACCUGGGGGCGAUUGGGCAAUCCUCGGCGAACUCCCGGCGAGCAGUGUCCCCAAAGCGGAUAGUCUCGUCGCCAGUGACGCCCUCAUCCGAUGACUGUGUGCAGCAGUCAGCCAAGAAGGCAAUUCCCGGCAGUCACCUUGGCCAGCAUGUGCGGGAAAAGAGCAGCCCGAAGCUGCCUUCGGGCUCGCCGGGAACGAUCACGUUGAGUCCCGGCAACGUCUCCUUCAUCGUCCCGGACUAUUCUCCCGUCGGCACGCCGACGCAAGCAUCGCACAGGCCAAGCAGCAGCGGAACGGGUAUGAAGCGGCGUGAAGUCGGCGAGCGUUCUUCUCAACCCGACUUGAGCUCCAACCUGUCGCAAUCGAUGACGACGAGCUCGAGCGACAACCCUCCCAGGCGAAAGUCGCACGGGCCAGAUCUUGACUUUACGGAUUCCGACGUCACAUUUUCCAAUCCGGUUCAGCCAUCGCAGCCGGCGCGAAAGCAGCAGGAUGAGGACGGCGACGACGACUCCGACGAUGGCUUGUUCGCCAUCCCCCUCGCGGGCAGGAGCAAGAGCAAGGCCGACAUAGGCGCAGGUGGUACGGCAUCGGAUGAAUCGGACCAUUCUCAGCGCCCGAGCCUGACGUUGAACACUUGUCGUCAAAAGUCCAAGAAAUUGUCCGUGUCGUUUACGUCGCCCCAGUCUCUCGGAAGCACGUCGACGACGGAGAGCAACGACGGAGUGGCGAGCGCGAGAACGGGCGCGAGCUCCCGCCGAACGCCAGCGACGCCGGGCUCCGAGGGAUGGGAAUCCGAAGACAGAGAGCUGGAGAGGGAGAGCAAGAUCAACAGACGAAAGUCGUUUAUAGAAAAGGACGUCUGGGCGAACCGACCGCCCACCGAUGCGCUGCUGAACAACCUCGACGACUUCUUCCCCAACCUCGAUCUGGAUCAGCCGGUGCUGGAGGAGAGCCUCGGCAGCGACGUGUCGGCGCUGGCCAUACCGGAGGGGGACGAGGGUGCCGAUCAGAGGGGCACGGCGACGUCCUCGGCCAUGGCGCAGCUGACGACGGGCAGCUCCAUGGGCAUCGGUCCCUCGGCGAUUCCGACGUCGGCGCAGCAGCCGUCGCUCUACGACGACGGGGACACGCUGGGCUCCAACGAGUCGACGCUCAAGGCGUCGGAGCGGCCGCACGCAUCGCAUUCCAUGGCGCAGAGGAGCAUGCGACGGUCCGGCGGCUUGGGCCGGAUGAGGUCGAUCCGCGAGGUCGCCCGUGGCGCACACGAGGCGAACAAACGAUACAACACGGUGUCUCAUCACCCGGGCACGGCCAGCACGAACAUGAUGCGGCGCAAGAGCACCAAGAUGUUCAACGCCAACAUCGUCCAGAUACGGCCGGACCAGCGUGGAAGCAUGGUGCUGCCGCAGAUACCGCAGGACACGCUGCCGAAGCGUCAGACGACCUUUCGUUGGUUCAAGGGUCAGCUCAUCGGCAAGGGCACGUACGGCCGCGUCUACCUAGGAAUGAACGCCACCACGGGCGAGUUCCUGGCCGUCAAGGAGGUCGAGGUGAACUCCAAGGCUGCCGGCGGCGACAAGAGCAAGAUGCGGGAGAUGGUCGGGGCCCUCGACCAGGAGAUCGACACGAUGCAGCACCUCGACCACAACAACAUUGUGCAGUACCUGGGCUGCGAGCGCAAGGAAACCAGCAUCAGCAUCUUUCUCGAGUACAUUUCCGGUGGCAGCAUCGGAUCGUGUCUGCGGAGGCACGGCAGGUUUGAAGAAUCCGUCGUCUCGUCGCUGACGCGCCAGACGCUGUCGGGCCUCGCGUACCUGCAUCGCGAGGGAAUCCUGCACCGCGACCUAAAGGCCGACAACAUCCUGCUGGACCUGGACGGCACGUGCAAGAUCAGCGACUUUGGCAUUUCGAAGAAGACGGACAACAUUUACGGCAACGACAAGUCCAACUCGAUGCAGGGAUCCGUCUUCUGGAUGGCGCCCGAGGUCAUCCGCUCGCAGGGCGAGGGGUACAGCGCCAAGGUGGACAUUUGGAGUCUCGGCUGCGUCGUGCUGGAGAUGUUCGCCGGACGACGACCGUGGAGCAAGGAGGAGGCGGUCGGGGCCAUCUACAAGAUUGCCAACGGCGAGACGCCGCCGAUUCCCGAGGACAUCCAGGACACGAUCGGGCCGCUCGCCGUGGCUUUCAUGAUGGACUGCUUCCAAGUGAACCCGUUUGACCGACCGACGGCAGACGUGCUUCUCUCGCAGCAUCCCUUUUGCGACUUGGAUUCAAACUACAACUUUUACGACACGGAGCUGCACCACAAGAUCAAGGACGCGUACAAGCACAAGUAG
Messenger RNA from Drechmeria coniospora, 5172 nucleotides. Its product is annotated as MAP kinase kinase kinase. Gene Ontology annotation, biological process: protein phosphorylation. The transcript is spliced from 2 exons. The coding region runs from base 1 to 5172 and encodes 1723 amino acids. The record is from RefSeq and is a predicted model, not a curated record. NCBI's taxonomy places the organism in Eukaryota, Fungi, Ascomycota, Sordariomycetes, Hypocreales, Ophiocordycipitaceae. Gene Ontology annotation, molecular function: protein kinase activity; ATP binding.